AAAAUGUUCAAAAUUCUUGCAUUAUUUUUAUUAGCUUUGUCAUCAACAAAUGCAUUCUGGACAGCAUGUACUGAUCGUGCUGGAGCAAUCGCUCCCAAUAGAGUCGAAUCUGCUUCAUGCAGUGGAAGCUUGUGCACUGUUGUUCGUGGAGAAACAUUAGUUGCUGAUGCCUUUGCCACAUUCACAUCUGCUCACUCUGUUUUGACUGUUCGAGUAACUGCUUACAUUCUCGGAAUCGGUGUCAAUCUUCCUCAAGAUCCACCAUAUGAUAAUGCUUGCAAUAGCAUUUUCAUUAAUGGAGUUAUGACUGGAUGCCCAACAACGCCAAAUGUUGAGUCAUUAUGGAGAAUUCAAAUGCUGGUUCCAACCACAUAUCCAGCAUUCCAAAAUACACGCGUUCGAUAUGAACUUCUAGAAAACAAUAAUGUUGUUGCCUGUGCCAAUAUUCAAGCCACAUUGACAUAA
This is a messenger RNA of Chironomus riparius, 465 nucleotides long. The record is from the annotation of a GenBank genome assembly. NCBI's taxonomy places the organism in Eukaryota, Metazoa, Arthropoda, Insecta, Diptera, Chironomidae.